AUGAUCUGGCCCAGCCAGUUUGCCAACACGUCCCUGCUCUACGCUCUUCAUGACCGGUGCAGGUCGGAUCCAUCUGAGACGGACGGAUGGCAGAUCUCCCGGUAUCGUUUCUUCUUAUACGUGGCCGCCGGAUCCUUCGUGUGGUACUGGGUGCCAGGAGUUCUGUGGCAAGGGCUCUCGGUUUUCAGCUUCAUUACUUGGAUCAAGCCGAAUAAUGUCAUUGUAAACCAGUUGUUUGGAGGGUUCUCGGGGCUCUCUUUGGUCCCAAUUACGUUUGACUGGACAUACAUCUCCAGCUACAUUCUUUCUCCGUUGCUGGCCCCUACCUUAUCGCAUGUCAACACGCUGAUCGGGCUAAUUGUCUUUUUCAUCAUCCCGACUAUUGGAAUCGCGUAUUCGGGGGCCCUCUACUCGGACUACCUGCCGAUCAACACAUCGACCACAUACGACAACACCCAGAAUACAUACAAUGUGUCGAGGAUCCUCGGGCCUAACUUUUCCUUUGACCUGGAAAAAUACAAGAAGUACUCGCCGAUGUUCUUGGCCCCGACGUUCGCGUUGAAUUAUGGAUUGGGCUUUGCGGCGCUCAUCUCUUCGCUUGUCCAUGUUGCAAUAUACCACAGCAAGGAUAUCUGGCGUCAAUUGCGGCAGGCAAGGGAUGAAAAACCAGACAUACAUUGCAAGUUGAUGGCGCGGUACCGUGAAGCUCCCAACUGGUGGUACGUGGCGCUUUUCGUCGCUGCCACGGCUAUGGGUCUUGGUACCUGUCUGGGCUAUGAUUCUCAACUUCCGUGUGAGUGAGAUGGACUUGCUUGAGCUUGGAAGAAAUUUGCUGACUAGAAAAUCAAGGGUGGGGAUAUUUUGUCUCCCUUAUUAUUGCUGCUGUCUUCAUU
Monascus purpureus is the source of this 893-nucleotide messenger RNA. Lineage: Eukaryota; Fungi; Ascomycota; Eurotiomycetes; Eurotiales; Aspergillaceae. The record is from the annotation of a GenBank genome assembly.